Molecule: messenger RNA, 4245 nt
Organism: Crotalus tigris (Tiger rattlesnake)
Lineage: Eukaryota; Metazoa; Chordata; Lepidosauria; Squamata; Viperidae
Product: paramyosin-like
Exons: 19
Coding region: 1011-4010 (999 amino acids)
Source: RefSeq, a predicted model, not a curated record
GAUGCUGAAUUAAUUCUCUUCUGCAUUUACAGAAGAUGCUGCACUGUACUUGAAUGAAAUGGUCUUUCUUUUGGGUAAGCUUAACUAAACACAUUAUACAGCUAUUAAAUCUUCAACUGAUUAAAUGCAUCAUGUGAAUGAAGCUGUGCGACUCAACCUGGUUUGGCUAGCUUUAUUAUUUAACACCCUUGUGACUCCAAACAACUAACAUUUGUGAUUCAGCUGAUCAUUAUGCAAACAGACCAUUGACGUCAUUAGCUUGGAAACUUAAUAUAUGAACAGAGCCAUCUGAUUUAUACAUGGCUCCAUGCCAUGUAUGAUUCUGGUCAAUUGUUUAUUCACAGAACCGUGUUAAAUCCCACCGCUUUAUUCAUCAAACCAAUAUGGCAUCAUAAAGUCUGCAUUUGUUUAUUUGUUAACUCCCCAUUUUGUCUUUGGAAGUUUUAAUAAUCUAGUCUGCUGACGAAGGUCAGUGAACUCAAAAUUGGUUUUAUUUCUUUGUGGUUUUCCAAAUGCUAUUUUUGACACAUCAUCCCUUACAGUGACUUUUGAUUGUUUUUGCUUGUAAGGAACGAGCAAAGCCACUGCUAUCAAAGUGCCCAUCUUCACAGCUUCAGGAGCGCCUGGCAAAGUUUACCUUCUUCCUCUUGGCACUUUUCCAUUUCUUCUUACCUGGCAGGUGCCCAUGUUUCAAAACUCCCAGUUUCCUGAACAACUGAAAUCAAGUAAGCAGCGAGAUUAGUUGCCACCACAGUUCCCAUAGCAGCAACUGCCAUGUUCCUCUUGGCAUGGGAAAAGCUAGUGCCCUCAGAAGCCAGCUUGAUCAAGUGGGGAGAUUGUUGCUCACUCCCCACUUAUUGUGAGAUCUGCAUUGGCAGCCCUGAUUAUUAGGAGGUUCUUCAGACUGGAUUCACAAACCUCCAUCAGCCCAAACUUCAGACUGGAUCGCCACAUUGAUCUGGCCACAUUGCUCAGGAAAGAUAAGUUUCCCUGGGAUUCUCCGCUCUUAAAUGUUACUCCGCAAGUGGACUGGAUUUCGGAGUUUGCCUUCCCGAUACGGAGGCGUUGAUGGAGGCUUCCGGCGCACCUCUGUGGAGACAGGAAGCUCCAGUCUUCCUGGCCAAGGGUCAGAAAAUUCCAGCGGGAACCGCGUGUCCUUCUCUCCGUCACUUUUGGCCGCUGGGCUGGAGGUCGGUGUGGAAAAUGCCCUUCUUUCAAAGAGUCCUUUUCCAUCACAGCUGAAGACCAGUGGGGUAACAGAAGCCCUGGAGCUCAACAGCCCACAAAGCAGCUCAGGAGGAACCAGCACGAACCUCCUACACCCUGGGCCUCUUCUGAGAGCCAUGUCUGUGGACCACCAGCCUGGUAUUCAGGCCAACAAUGACAGAAUAGAUGCUCCAAGGCGCCCGGAGUACAGCCUACUCUCUCCCAGUUCAACCCUUAGGAGGAGGAAUUCCUUAUCUCACCUUCCUAACCCUAGAAAGGAGGAUUUUAAUUCCGAUCAGCCUUUGGCUAGUAGUAAGAGAUGGAGUGACUCGCAGCCGGAUCUGCAGGCAAACUUUUUGGAAGAGACGCAAAGGAAGGGGAAACUCCGAGAAUCUGGCUACUUGCUUGCAGGACAGCCCAAAGAAUUUGGAGGACGGAACCUUGAGUUGGAAGUUGACAUGAUGGAAUUUGAACUCGGUUCCCUUAGACAGAAGCAGAUGGAGAGCUCCUUUGUCUACCUAGAAAAGGAAAGAAAGUGGCUGGAAGCGAUUCGUUCGGAAGGCAGGAAGCGACAAGGGGAACUGGAUGAUAAGAUCUUCAAGGUGGAAAUGGAGCUGGCCAAGACGAAGUCUUACUUUGGUAAAAGGGAUCACCCCUUGCUUUCCCAGGGUUUCAGACAGAGUGAAGAGGUGUCGCAGGAAAAGUGGGAUGUCGGCCACGAGCUACAGAAUCUUCAAAAAAGUCUGGCUGCUUUGAAGAGCUGCAUCAAGACCCUGGAAGAAAAACGAAACGAGAUGGUGCAGCAGCUGAAAUUUGUUCAGGAGGGAGAGCAGAGCUCAGCCAGCCACCCAGUAGCCACAAAUUUACUGGAAAUGAAGCAAGAAAGACGCCAGCUCCGAGCUGCUUACAAGAACAUCAAACUGAAGAACGUUGCCUUGCUUCAGCAAGUCCAGGAUCUCGGUCUGGAGUUAAAGCACGCCCAGAAAAAACAAGAAGAAUUCCAGGACCAGAUCUCAGCUCUCAAAUCAGAGCUUGCAAGUAGUAAGAAUCAGGCCCAUCAACAGGAACGAGAGAAAGUCCUCAUCAAGGAGGAGAUGAAAUCGGUCCGGCAGUCGAACGAAGAGCUUUCUUCCAAAGCAGCUGAGAGCCACCAAAGGCUGGGAGCUCUUUUAGAAAAACUGCAUCUUCUGGAGGAGGAGGAGAGGUCCCAGGCUAACCAUAUCCAGGCUCUGGUGGAUGAGCGGACUCAGUGGCUGGAAGAAAAGGAGCAACACCUUCUCGAAAGAACGGCGGAGCAGCAGUGCCAGGAGGAGACCAGGAAGGCUCUGCAGGCAACCUGUGAAAACCUCAGGGAAUCUCAGAUCCAGUUGCAGAAGGAGAAGGAUCUCCUACAGGCUCACUGCCAGGACCUUGAAAGGCAAGCCGAAGAGUUGGGCAAGCAGUUGGGUGAGCAAGAGUCAAUCUCCCAAGACUGGAGAAACCGAUGGGAAGAAGUAGGUGCAGCUUUGAAGACCAAGGAAGAAGAGCUGGAGAAAAGGAUUGCCCAGGACCAGGAUCACCAAGCCAAGAUGUUCCCAAAAGAAGCAGACCUGGAUCUUCCUGUGGUCCAAGAGGAGCUGCAGAAGGCUUUGGAGAUGCUGAAGAUACGUGAGAUGAUGCACGAGGAGCAGCGUCUGGAGUUGGAAUCUGCCAGGAUCCAGAACGCAGAAUGGACUUUGGAGAAGCAGAAGCUGCAGCAACUUCUCCGUGCAUUGGAGGAACAACUUGCAGAAAAGGACCAAGCCUUGAGAGACCUCAGGCAGACCAACGCUGUGGACAGAGCUGCCUUGGAGAUGAGAACUUCAUCAGAGCCGAAGAGAACAAGAGAAGGUCCGGGAACCUGUUACGAAAAGGGGCGUCCUGUUGGCUUGGAUGCAAAGACUGUUGGGAAUCAGCUGGAAGGUUUCAGGCUACAGCAUCAUUUAGUGACUGAGCAGCUGAAGGAACUGUUCAGACAGAAGCAACAGCAGCAAGCAGGAGCCAGGAAGCAUCAGGAUGGGGGACUCAAGGAAAAGAGCUCAACAGCAUCUCGGAAUGUUCCGCGAGGGCUGACCACUGCACAGGUGUCCCUCGGACUUUCAUCAGAAGAAGAGAGCCAUUUGGAAUCUGGAGACACGUCCAAAAGGGAGGAAGUAGAACAGAGCCUUCAGCAGCAGCUGAAAGCAAAAACUGAUGUGAUUUCUGCCAUGGCCUGUGAAAUUCAAGCUUUGAAAGAGAAAAAUGAGAACUUAAUGCAAGCAAAACUGAGAUUCCAGGAACAGAUUCAGCAGAUCCGCCAGCUUUCGAAGCGACCGCCCGAAAAGAGUCAGAGGGAGCUGCGGAUCCCCAGACUCUCCACCAGCCCCCGAGAUGAUGUGCAAAGUGCUCCUUGCCACGAGACUCUGGAGGUUUCCUCACAGGAGGACCAAACUCCAUCCUCUUCCCAACGGGCAGAGAUACAGGAACCGUUCCAGGCCUGCCCUGGGGAUGAGCCAAGGGGCACCUCUUUGAACAUCAGGAGGGUGCAAACGGGCUCCUCGCUUCUCCCUUCUGAGGCGUCUCAUCCACCGCCCAGCCUCUUCUCCGACACGUCUUCGGCAUCUGACAAGCUUUUAUCAGCUCCCGUGGCUUCUCCAAAAGGCCCCCUCAAGCAUGUUGAGGAUGAAGGAGCGUCACUCAGCCCCCGCAGCUCAGGGCUUUUGUCCCCCAAGCCUUUUGGGGCCCCGAGACCGUGGUCCCCUUUCCGAGAGAGGGCUGAAUCGCCGGUGAACAGAAAAGAUCUGUAGCCACCAAGGUUGGUUCCUGGGGCAGAAGAAACAUCCACCAAGGGAUCUGACCUCGAGAAGGAAAGCUGAAGUUUCUCCUAAUGUGGUUCUCCUCUUUCUAAAAUAUAUUGUGCUAUUAAAACAAAAACAAAAAACUGGGCAUUUGGAUCCCCAAAAGUUCAUGUAUCCAAAUUUACAGCCUAAAUGUUGGAGAUGUGGAAAUCUAGAUGCAACCUAUUUUCACAUUUGGUGGACU